Messenger RNA from Phaedon cochleariae (mustard beetle), 2118 nucleotides. The record is from the annotation of a GenBank genome assembly. NCBI's taxonomy places the organism in Eukaryota, Metazoa, Arthropoda, Insecta, Coleoptera, Chrysomelidae.
AUGACAAAGGACGAAGAGCAUUUUGAAAACCACAAGAUGUUGGAGAUAUCCGAUAAAUCCAGCAACAACAACGAACUGCCAGAAGAACAAACCAAUCUGACGCAAGACCUAGACGUAGCGUUCCAUCAAAGAAUAGAGUGCAAUGGUAGCCUAGUAGACGAUGACAGCGACAUGGAGUGCGGAUUAGGACCAUGCGCACCCAACUGGAUGCAAAAAUUCGCUUCCAAGCAGGCUUUCCUGCUCGUCUUUUGCAUAGCCUGGGUGCUGCAAGGCAUGUACCACACGUACUUCGUCAGUGCAAUAACCACCAUAGAAAAGCUAUUCCAAAUACAAUCGAAGAUCACCGGCAUCAUAAUGAGCGCCACGGAAAUCGGCCAAAUCGGUUCCUCGCUCCUUCUCACUUACUACGGGGGCCAAGGUCACAGACCCAAGUGGAUAGCCUGGGGCAUGGUUCUGUUCGCUGUGUCCUCCUUCACUUGCUCCUUACCCCAUUUCAUUUACGGCAAACAACUGAUCAACGCUAACGACUUCACCGGUAUAACUAAAGAGCCGAAUGUGUGCAGGACUCCAGCGAACAUCACCGUGUUGUUCCAGAGCGGUUCGGAUUUUUCUCUUUCUGAGAAUUUCACUGCCGGUAUUUCUUACGAUGCUCAGCAGUGCGAGGAGAGGAAGGCUACGGGUAAUACUGUGCAGCCUAGUUCGACCAACAUUGUGCUGUCCAUAUUCUUCGUCAGCUUAUUGGGGGUCGGGAUGGGCCAGACUGCUGUGUACACCUUGGGCAUACCCUAUAUCGAUGACAAUGUAGCCAGCAAAGAAUCUCCUCUGUAUUUCGCCAUUACCAUUGGAGUAAGGAUAUUGGGACCAGCUUUGGGCUUCAUAGUGGGCUCUUUGUGCACCAGUGUAUACGCUGAUCUGUCGGUGGAUCCGAAAAUCGAUUCUACUGAUCCCAGAUGGGUGGGAGCAUGGUGGCUUGGUUUGGUUCUGAUAUCCGGACUGCUGAUGUUGGCGUCUUUAGCAAUGUUCACGUUUCCUAAAAGGCUGCAAGGAUCCAAGCAGGCUACCAGAGUACAAAAUCCUGAUAAAAAACAUCCCAGCAUCAAAGAUUUUCCAAAAACUGUGAAACGGCUGUUGAAAAAUGAUAUUUUGAUGUUCAGGACAGCUAGUAGCGUCUUACAUAUUCUUCCCAUAGCUGGUUUGUAUACAUUCUUACCGAAAUAUCUGGAAACUCAGUUCAGGCUACCUACGCCUUCGGCUAACAUGAUAUCAGGAGUUGGCGGCAUUCUUGUGAUGGGAGUUGGAAUCAUAAUAAGCGGAAUAUUUAUUUUAAGAGUCAAGCCGAAUGCUAGAUUUGUUGCAGGAUGGAUUGCAUUCACGGCAGUUAUUUAUGCGAUAGGAAUGGGUAUUUUGAUGUUCAUAGGCUGCCCGACAGACGAUCUAGCGGGACUGAUGGAUAACAAGUUCGACAUGCAGCAGCUGACUUGCAACUCGACUUGCGAGUGCAGCACCGACCGACUGACCCCUAUCUGCGGCGAAGACGGCAUAACCUACCUCUCCCCUUGCCACGCGGGCUGCCAGAACUACACGAAAAAGGACGGCAAGAUCGUCGAGUACUCUGACUGCAUGUGCCUGAAGGCCCCCGGGGGCGAGCUGGGAAAGGCCAAGAUCGGGUACUGCAACCUCGAGUGCAACAACUUCAUCCUCUACAUCGUGCUCUUCUCGAUAUUCGUGUUCAUCCACUCGACGUCAGAGGUGGGUUCAAUGCUUCUCAUCCUGAGGUGCGUCGACCCCAGGGACAAGGCGAUGGCCCUGGGGCUGAUCCAGUUCGCCAUAGGGCUGUUCGGCAACGUGCCGUGCCCCAUCGUCUACGGGGCCGUAGUGGAUUCCGCGUGCCUCGUGUGGAAGAUGGCUUGCGGAGAGAAGGGCGCCUGCGGCCUCUACGAUUCCAACGUGUUCCGCAUGUUUUACCACGGUACUACAGGGGCCAUUCUAUUAUGCGCAUUUUUCGUUGACAUAUUAGUUUGGUACAAAGCAGGAAGUAUCAAUUUCGUCGACGAACAAGUGCCCUUCGAAGAAGAACUGCACACCAUUACGGGAAAAAUAAAAAACGAGCCAGAAUAG